Syngnathus acus (greater pipefish) is the source of this 3169-nucleotide messenger RNA. Its product is annotated as endoribonuclease ZC3H12A-like. Gene Ontology annotation, cellular component: nucleus; cytoplasmic ribonucleoprotein granule. The record is from RefSeq and is a predicted model, not a curated record. Gene Ontology annotation, molecular function: RNA endonuclease activity; metal ion binding; mRNA binding. The coding region runs from base 149 to 1870 and encodes 573 amino acids. NCBI's taxonomy places the organism in Eukaryota, Metazoa, Chordata, Actinopteri, Syngnathiformes, Syngnathidae. The transcript is spliced from 7 exons. Gene Ontology annotation, biological process: nuclear-transcribed mRNA catabolic process, RNase MRP-dependent; 3'-UTR-mediated mRNA destabilization.
AGUUGCUCACAAUGACAGCUGCAUUGCUCAGAGCACUGAAACACAGCAAACCAUAGAGACGCUCCAAAUCAACUCUGUGAUCCGGCUUAUGUCCUCAUAUAAAAGCAAAUCAAAGCAACUUGAAUGACUUAAGAGAAGAAUCUCAAGAAUGUCGAUGUUCGCUGCACACCUGUAUCAGUUCCAUCUUUUCACGAGCCGAUCGCCAUGGAGAUGCAGAUCAAGUAUGCAUAGAAGGGUUCCAGCAGUCCAAGAAGAUUUCAACACCUCCUUGAACCGUGCCAUGGAUCACCGAAAGCAGCACGCCAAAGUGGAGCGUUUUCUCAAACUGGGUUACUCCCGCGAGGACAUUGACAGGGUGCUGAAAAGUCUCCAUCAUGACGCCCAGACGAACGACAUUCUAGAAGAGCUAAUCAAGACGGCAAACAUUCGCAGUGACAAAAGCAUCCCAAGCAGCCCUAAACUGGUGUCAAGAGGUUGCAACCCCUCACCCACCAAACCACCACCAGACAAAAAAAGUGCUUUUGCCUUCAGACCAGUAGUUGUUGAUGGAAGCAAUGUUGCCAUGAGCCAUGGAGACAAGAAGGUGUUCUCAUGUCAGGGCCUCCAGAUGGCAGUGAACUGGUUUUGGGAAAAGGGACUGCGGGACAUCACUGUGUUCAUUCCCAUGUGGAGGAAGGAGCAGCCGCGGCCCGAGGCCCCUAUUACAGAUCAACACAUCCUCCACGAGCUAGAGAGGAGGAAGAUCUUAGUGUACACGCCAUCCCGUAGCGUUAACGGCAAGAGGGUGGUGUGCUACGAUGACCGCUACAUUGUGAGGCUGGCUCACGACAUAGACGGCAUCAUCGUGUCCAACGACAACUACCGUGACCUUCAGAUGGAGAAUCCACAAUGGAAAAAAUUCAUUGAGGAGAGGCUGCUGAUGUACACUUUUGCUAAUGACAAGUUUAUGCCUCCAGAUGAUCCUUUGGGUAGAAGCGGACCUACCAUUGAUGAUUUUCUACGAAAGAAGCCCAAAAAUGUAGAGAACAAACUGCAACACUGCCCUUAUGGGAAAAAGUGUACAUACGGUGUGAAGUGCAAGUUCUACCAUCCAGAGAGGACCAACCAAUCACAGCUGUCUGUAGCUGAUGAGCUCAGAGACCGAGCGAAGACAUCAAGCUACAAGCCAGCCUCGCAAGACACACUUACUCACACAUACAAACCCUCCACCAACACCGACGAGCUUCUGAACAUUGACCACUAUCACAAAGACGGCAGCAGCCCAUGGGGUCCACCAAACCUUCCGGCCUGGUCGAGCGCAGAAGCGGAUGAGGCUUUUGGCUCAUUGGACAGCUGGAUGUCCAAACUCUACAUCAUGGAUGGUCCCCCCAACAUGAGCAGACCCCCGUACAGCAACAGCAGCGGGAUGGGCAGCUGCAGCCUGAGCCACGACGACUAUUCCCUCUCGGGGUCGCACAGUGGCACCAAUCGAGAGUUUGCAGGAUCUUUCUAUGUUCCUCAUAAUAACUGCGAGAUGUCUGCAUGUGCCCAUUGUGGUCACUAUCAGGCAGAGGUGCCCCCAAGCGCCUACCCCCCACUGUGGGCAUCAUGUCCGGCUGUGCCCUUACAUCAGCAGGAGGGUGCCUUAGGCUUUUCGGAGAAUCACUACUUCAGGCAACUCGCGCACAGGCAGAGCCAAAGCCUGCCCAAGGACGCGUGGGUCCUUGGUAGCCAAUCCAGCGAGGUGCGCAACGAGAUGAGGAAUAAGCUGAGCACGCUCUAUCCCAAGGACGCAGUUGACGGAGUCAUGAACGCCUACCCGCAUGUGUCAGAGGUGUCCGAACUGAUCUCCCUGAUCCAGAGCUACAGGAGUAGUCAUAUUGCCCUCUGAUUUCAGAAGCAAAUUUUUGUUUUGGAAAAAAAAAAAAAAAUCUCACAUUUGUUUGAAAUUCAAAUCAGUUUUCCCAUAGGAAACAAUGGAAAUCUACUCAACCCAUUUCAGGGUCAGACUGUCGCUUUAACAAAACCUUUAUUAAUGAACAGGUAAUGUUUGUAAAGAAGUGGAUUUUUUAUUAUCAUGUAAAAAGUAACUUAUCGCUUAAAACAAACUGGGAAUGCCAUUUGAGCCUUUGAUAUUUUUUAUAUCCAUGUAUUAGUAUGCUUAGUACUGGAGUAAUUGGGUCCACGGUAAUUAUCAUGAAUAAAAAACAAUAAAAUGACUUAAACCAAAAUUGAUAGAAACAACAUAAACGAAAUUGCUUUUACUCAUUCACUGCCAGCCCAGUUGAAAUCAAUGUUUUACGUCUAUAGCCGUCAAUGGCAGUGAAUGGGCUACAGCUUACAUUUAUAAAAUUAACUCAAACUAGCUGCAGUCGUAGCAAAAACCUUCAUUCUUCUCUUUGUCAAUUAAUAUCAUGCAUAAGCUUUUGGGGUUUAUUUUAUUUAUUUAUUUAUUUAGGGUACUGAUGUAUGUAGAUUUCGAAUUAGAGUUUACAAUAUACUUAAUAACCCAAUUUGGGUUAGGGAAGUUGGCUCAAUUUGACCGUGGAAGUUAAAGCAACAAUUUGUUGGGUUGCUUUUGACCACGGAAGUUAAAGCAACAAUUUGUUGGGUUGCUUUUUUUGCAAAACAACUCAAAGUUGGGUCAAAUUGACCCGACUUCCUGCGUUGGUUACAUUUUUAACCCAGCAGUUUUAAUGAUGUAGAUAUAAAAAAAAACAACUAAUCCUAAAACUAAUAAAACGAACAAUUAUGGUGUGCAAGGAGACAAUUAAAAUUAGUUCAAAAUAAAUAAAUAAGAUAAAUAAUAAAAAAAGUAGUUGAAUAGGUUAAAAUAGUAUGGCAAUCAUUAUAUCAAUUUGCUCAAUUGUCUUACGAGUGAAGACCCAUGAGUGUACUGGUACAUGGAUCUCAAUCUGUAUAAUGAAUAAACGCUCAAAUGUUCUCUCGCAUUGCUCACAUAUGCUCUUAUUUUUGGUAUCAUUCAGAAGAAAAAAAAAAUCAUAUUUCUUUGCUUUUUAAAAAGUGUAAAUGUGCAAUGCACUGUGUCCAGGACACGCUACUUACUGUAGCACAGACAUUUUAAAUUGAAGCAGCAAGUGUUGUUUUCUCAUGUUGCCUCAAAGUGAGGAAGGCUAUAUUACUGUAUCGGUAUCAUGUUGUUUAAAAUAAAUACAAGCAUUUAAAUCAG